GUGGGAUCGCAUGUGUAGCAGAGCUGUACAAACAGAUCUUGUGCAGUCUCUGCGCAGCCCAGGACUUACUCAGCCGCUGCGAUUACUUCAGCCUGUCCGGGACCAGAAUUGACGUCAAGCCACGUAACUCCAGCCACAUAUGAAAUACACAUGCUGAUGGUUACCACACUAUCCCUUUAAACCGGGACAAUCAUUGAUUAAAACCAGCUGGAAUGCAGGACUGAAGUCAGCCAGCCACAGAACCUGUGUAAUUCAUGAGUGUCCCCCGGGGAUAGUAUGAGAAGCCAACACAUGCUACAUAGAUGCACUGGAAUUACUACAAAGUGCCAGAUAAUUUCAUAGUAAAAACUGCAGCCCUUCCCUGCUUCCAGUACAUUGAUGCCAUGCCAUUAGGAGUGUCCUGUUAUUAGGGGCUCCCCCAACCCACCAGCCACAAGUUAGGAUUUCCAUGCCUGGACACAAGAAGAGGACGUCCAAAGUUCAGCGGCUUUAAUUGAAGAAACAUCUUUGUCUAUUCAAGAGUGGUGUCCAGCCAAUACGUCGGCAAAUGUUAAAAAUGACUAGCAGGUCCAGGACUCCGCUCCCAGCACCCAGGCAGCUCCUGCAGAAGUUUGUGACCUUGACCCGCAUGCUGCUCUCCGGAGACCCGACUGAUGGACCAGGCUGUGCUGGAGGUGUCCGGAAAGAGGGCACAUCCUCUGGCUAUGAGCAGGGUGAGGUGCAGAUGUGCCACACUGUGUACCCCUGGCACUCCAACCACCGGGGCGAGCUGAGUGCUGGACAGCUCCUGACUUGGAUUGAUACUACAGCCUGUUUGGCAGCGGAGAGGCAUGCUGGCGUGGCCUGUGUUACAGCAUCCGUGGAUGACAUACAGAUUGAAGAAACUGCCAGAAUUGGACAACAAAUCUGCAUUAAAGCAAAAGUAAACCGAGCAUUCACCACAAGCAUGGAGGUUGGUAUUAAAGUUGCAGUAGAAGACCCACUUACAAAUCUUCAGAAACAUGUAUGUACAGCAUUUUCUACAUAUGUGGCCAAACCACCCGGAACAAAAAAGGUUAAUCUCAAACCAGUCCGGCUUCACUCAGUGCAAGAUCACUUGGAAUACAGUCUGGCAGCGGAAAGGAGGCGGAUACGACUUUAUCAUGAAGAUACCUACAACAAUCUGAUGGAGGAAGGCUGCGCUCUUUAUGACGCAGAUUGGGAAAAUGACCAGAGCAAGAUCUCCACAGACUGUACUCUUGUAGAGAGCAUAGAGUUGGUUCUUCCACCCCAUGCAAAUCAUCAAGGAAACACAUUUGGAGGCCAAAUCAUGGCGUGGAUGGAAACUGUGGCCAAUAUUUCUGCAAGCCGCCUGUGUCGUACACACGCAGUUCUGAAAUCCGUCGACAUGUUCAAGUUUAGGGGCCCUUCCACUGUAGGGGAUCGGCUGGUUUUUCGGGCGGUUGUAAAUAACACCUUUCAGAAAAGUGUGGAGGUGGGUGUCCGCGUGGAAGCGUAUAACUGCGGGGAGUGGUCAGAGUGUAAGUCACGACACAUUAACAGCGCCUUCCUGAUUUACCAAGCCCUGGAUGUCAGCAACGAGUACAUAGUGUUCCCCAGAGUCAAAGCCACCACAAAGGACAGCCUCAGAAGAUUUCAUGGAGCCAUCGCACGUAGAAAGAUACGUGUUGCAAGAAAGUACAUGCUCUUGAAUAAGCAAGAAAAGCCAAUCUCCCAUCCUUGGGACAAAAGCAACCAGACCUAUCUCGGUUACAAUAAUGUGGCCACCCUGACUGUCCUUGCUGCUAAUGAUGGAUGGGAGCUGAGUAGCACAAUGCAGAAUGUCAGGGUAUUUACUCAUGAAGAAAAUGAUAUUCUAUCAAUAAAGAUUGAAAUGCAGGUGAAGGUACAAGCCAGUCAGGCUUAUCUGCUGCUGUCUGACCUUGGACUGCGACCAAAUUGGGAUGUGCACUACUUGAGCUGUAAGGUUGUUGAGUCUGCUACUGAUGAUGACAAAAUAUACUGCAUAACUUGCCCACCUGUAAAGCAGAGCAAAUCCAGAGACUUUGUCAUGCUGAUGUCACGACGGUAUCCCUAUAAGAAUGGAGAUCCUUACAUUAUUGCGAUGACAUCGGUCACCUUGGCGUCAUGCCCUCCGUCAGUAGAGUACCUGAGGAGUGAGGUUCGGUGUGCAGGGUUCCUGAUUUACAGUCUGGGAAUAGAUGAGUGCCAGGUACUUUAUCUGAAUCAGCUGACAUCUGGUGUAAUGCCAUAUAUCGAAGAGAAUCUUACUGGCUGGUCUAAUUCUAUAAAAGAGACUGCGUCCUCGUGUAUAAAAUUCUUAGAGACUGCCCAGGUCUACACAACAUUAUUGUAGCGAAAUUUGUGUUUCGACUCCAACUUUUUUUUUUUUUCUUUCUACACCUUUCCCCAAUAUUGCACUAGUCGGUCUCUUUUCCCUGCACUUGCACCUACUCUCCUGGGCUGUUCCCCAAUCUUGCACUCGUCUGUCUCUCCUAUUUUCCCUGGACUUGCACCUACUCUCCUGCACCUUUCCACUGUUCCUGCACCUUAGCUAACUGGAAACACAGUUGUACAGAUCCAGGUGACAGCAUCAAGCAGCAAGUUCUAUAUAAAUGACUCUAAUAUCUGAUUAUGUAUUAUAUAUUGUAAUAUUUAUCUGCACUGUAAUUAGACCGCACGGAGCAUCAUAAAAUCUGAAUUGUAUAAAACAUAUUAAUUCACUAGUAAUUUUGAUAUUUAUUGAAUACAUUAAAACUAAUAUUUACUAUGUAGUGCACUCAUUUUAAAAAUAUUAAAAUGUAACAAAUGUCCUGUAUGCAGAGCGACCAAUUAGAAAUAUUUGUCAAACUUGAAGUAGACUAAAGAUUUGGUUGCUGUGGCUUACAGCAUAUUUGUCCUAUUUACCCAACGCUAUUUAUUAAUCCUUAUCAUGAUGUGCAUAUUCUGUACAGCCACUAUCACUCCUCCUACUGAUUUUCUAAGAUGUAAAAAUGGAAUUAAAAAUGUUCUUGAUAUAA
Pseudophryne corroboree (corroboree frog) is the source of this 3020-nucleotide messenger RNA. It is a transcript of the gene ACOT12, whose product is annotated as acyl-CoA thioesterase 12. The record is from RefSeq and is a predicted model, not a curated record. The transcript is spliced from 17 exons. Gene Ontology annotation, cellular component: extracellular exosome; cytosol. Gene Ontology annotation, biological process: acyl-CoA metabolic process. Bases 548 to 2356 code for a protein of 602 amino acids. Gene Ontology annotation, molecular function: lipid binding; acetyl-CoA hydrolase activity; fatty acyl-CoA hydrolase activity. NCBI's taxonomy places the organism in Eukaryota, Metazoa, Chordata, Amphibia, Anura, Myobatrachidae.